UACAUUUCCCAUGAGCCAAUUCGCUUCAAGCAUAGGAUCUAUGUGCUCUUAGCAGAUGUUGCACACGGAAUUCUUUUAAAGGGACACAAGACCGGACUAGAAUGUACUGCAGAUGACUUCAUGAACUGCUUGCCGUGUUUAUCCUGAUCAAAUUGACACCAUUUAGGUUCUGCCAUGGCAGAUGGUGUGGACCUCACCCGAAAGUUUGUGUCAGAGUCUGAACUAGAAGACAAAAGAAAGAAAAGACAGGAAGAAUGGGAGAAGAUCCGCAAGCCUGAUGAUCCAGAGGAGGUCCCAGAAGAAGAGUACGACCCCCGAUCUCUAUUCGAGAGGCUACAAGAGCAGAAAGACAAGAAACAGGAGGAAUAUGAGGAGCAGUUUAAAUUCAAGAACAUGGUUAAAGGUCUGGAUGAAGACGAGACCAGCUUUCUUGACGAGGUGUCACAGCAGCAGUGUCUAACAGAGAAACGCAGGCAGGAUGAGGAAGCUCAGGAGAUAAAAGAAUACAGGAGUGCUCUACAGAAGCUGGCUAGCAGCGAGAGCCAAAAGGAGGAGUCAGAGAAAAAAGCAGGACCUAAACCAUCAGAACACAAGACCAGUCACCUUUCUCAGGCCCACCUGUUGGCUGGGGCAGUCAAACGGCGCAGCUCAUCUCUGUCUUCAGAAGGAAGUAAAAAGCAGAAAGUAGAAGAGACAGUUGCCGGCAAUGGCAGUCAGACAGAGCAGGAGGCGGGUGAGCCUAAAUCCCUUGGCGUGGGUGUGACUCACUCGGGCGUUUUCCACCUGCCCUCCGCCACUGUAUGCGUGGGCAUUCUGCCAGGGCUUGGAGCUUACUCGGGCAGCAGCGAUUCUGAGUCCAGCAGCGACAGUGAAGGUAGCGUGGACGAGAUUGGCUUUCCCAUAAAGCGCCACAGGCUCUUCAGAUAGACACAUUUACAGAUCACACUGCUAACUCUCACACUCUCCCUGUACACCUGUGCUGUACUGCCCAAGGCUCGGGCUCCGACCCCUUGCCUACUCAGCAGUGUGGAGCACAAAUCAGUACCUAAAAUGAUUUAGCUCCUUGAGUAUCUCUUAUUUCAGCUGAAUACUGUGUGUUUAAAGUUUGGAUAGGUCUGUUUAAUUUUUUGCUUAAUGUUUAUUAAAGGCGAUGUAAUGUUAAUUUGGAUUUUGGUUGUUGUUGAUGUGUUGUACUCUCAAAACAUGACAAUUCCCCCAUCCUCCUCAUAUUACGUUUCAUACAGUUUAAACCCCUGGCAGCUUAACCUGGUGAAACACCUACCCACCUGCCCCUGCGGCUUCUGCUGAGCUAGUGGCCAAGGGGACACUGACUGACUGACUGACAUCCAAGGAUCAAGAAGACUGCUAAAUGAAACUUUAAGUCCAAAUCUCUGACAUCAUCACAAGACAAAUCAGACAUAUUUUGGGCAGUGCCUGUUUGAAGAUGUUUAAAUGUCUUGAUUGAGUUUUAAGUUUCUUUGACUUCUUUUAAAAAAACAAAAUGCUGCAAUGCUAAAUGCUGGAAUUUUCAUGAACUGUGCCCUAUAAGGACAUGAAAUGUGUGUGUGACGUUCACUGGAAUGAAGAUGAGAAUGAAAAUAAAGAUGUUUCUCGUGUA
Molecule: messenger RNA, 1618 nt
Organism: Myxocyprinus asiaticus (Chinese sucker)
Lineage: Eukaryota; Metazoa; Chordata; Actinopteri; Cypriniformes; Catostomidae
Product: PSME3-interacting protein-like
Exons: 8
Coding region: 175-927 (250 amino acids)
Cellular component (GO): nucleus
Source: RefSeq, a predicted model, not a curated record